AUGAGUGCAGUUAACGAGAAUGGGGAUCGAACAAACGAAGAUGUUUCGUCAUCAUCUGAUCAAUUGAAGGGAUGCACGUCGAAAGAAGAAUCUGACUUGAUAUUGCGUAUUCGUCGAACAGUUCUUCAUUUAGAAGAAGAAUCAUCAAAUGAUCGUUCAUCACCAAAAAACGAUGGAAAUACAUUAUCAGCUGCUACAUUAGACUUCAAAAGUGAACGUGCGAAGCAAAAAUAUGCUGCCGGCAGUCUUGAAGAAGCAUUUUACGAAUGUUGGAAAAUACCACAAGAGCAACGUCCAUUAGAAAUCUGGAAGUUAGGUGGCGAAUGUUGUAAAAAGUUACGUGUUUUUGCUGUAGCACAACGUUGGUUUUCUGAAGCCAUUCAUGUUUGUCGCUCGAAUAAUAGUGAUUUAAAUGUUAAACUUGAACAAGCGCGAAUUGCUCGACUCUUCAACAAUUAUCUCACACAAUAUCCAACCAUUGAUAUACGCGUUGAUCAUCGUGGCAAAGGAAUCUAUGCGAAACGUGUGAUCUCGCCAGGCGAAGAUGUUUUCACUGACAUUCCUAUCGUCCAUGCACAAACUGUUGAUACGCUGUCAAUAUCUCCAGCUUGUCCUACAUGCACAAUAUCGUUACUGACUCCACCCGUUUAUUUCGAAGCAACAUGGUCACGUAUGCCAGACAAACUACAACGAUAUAUUGAAGAGCAAUGGCCACCAAUUACAAUUGUUCCGUGUCCACACUGUCCAUUUGAACAGUAUUGUUCGGAACGAUGUCGUGAUAGAGCUUGGAAGAGUUACCAUCGACUUUUGUGUCCAUCAGUCAAUCCUGAAACAACGGAACUCUAUCACUUUUGCGCUAACCGACAGAUUAUUGUACGCGACACAUGGAAUUCAAUAUUUUCACCGAUGAUUUUAGCGAAACUAGUUACAAUGAUCAUUCUCAGUAUUGUUGAAUCCGUUCAGAAUGAAACUACAAGCAACGGUAUUGAUUUAAGUCAACCGCAUCUCACUGAUCAAACUGAUGAUGGUCCAUUGGAGCAUGCCAAAGAAACUUUUUCAGAAUUUAUCUCAUCAGGCGAUGCAACUUAUGUUCAUACGAUUCCUCGUAUGCUCAAAAUUAUGCAAAAUAUCUUCAGUCAUUCAUCUAUGCCAAUACACUAUGAAUUUAAUGAACAAGAAUUCGUUCAUCGAUUUUAUCAGAUAGCAUGCAAUGCUCAAAGCUUCUCAUCUCCUGUGUACGCCACAACAAUCUAUACCAAGUUUCUAGCUAACAUUCGACAGCGCGGAAAAGCUGCCUUAUAUCAAGUCUUACAACCUUUUCUCAAAGGCGAACCUGUCGAUCAGGUUUUCGGUGGUCUCUUUCCGCUUCAAUCGUCAUUGAACCAUUCAUGUGACAAUUCUUGCGAGAUUAUGGAUUGUCAAGUUACGCCAGAAGUUGCUGGAAUUAAAGUUCGUUGCAAACAUCAACUAAAACCAGGCGAUGAAUUAACAAUUAACUAUGUUGAUUUAGCACUUGGACGUCGUGCACGUCGGGCUAUGCUCAAGCGCGCUUAUAACUUCUGGUGCGAAUGUCAACGAUGCGCGUUUGAAGGUGAUGAUGCGUAUUCAUGUACAGAAUGUAAAACUCUCUCACCAGUUAUUGACAAUCCGAAUUCGACUAUUACGAAUGAGAAUAUACCAUAUCGCAAACCAUUUCCAGCUUGUAGUCGAUGUCGAAACGCAUGGUAUUGUUCAGCAGCCUGUCAAAAACAAGCAUGGAAACAAGGACAUAAGCUUAUAUGUCGAGAUUGGACGAAAGAGAGAAGUUCAUCAUCAGCAAAUUGA
Molecule: messenger RNA, 1824 nt
Organism: Adineta ricciae
Lineage: Eukaryota; Metazoa; Rotifera; Eurotatoria; Adinetida; Adinetidae
Source: the annotation of a GenBank genome assembly